UUUCCCUCUUUCCGGUUCCUCCAGGGACGGCGUCCUCAAUCCAACAAUAGAGAUGGAUACAAAAGUUGUUUUAUAUACAACAUCCUCGCAUCAUGACGCAUGGAGCCAACCAAAGCAAAUAACAUUUAUAUCAGCCAACAUAUUUCCAAAUAAAACCUCCCAUGGUCCAAAUCAGCGGCCCUAUCCGGCUCCACACGCUCUAAAACAGCGACCAAACAAGCCGCUCCUCCGCCACACCUUAAUUUCCCGGGUCCCAAAAACUCACCCACCAAAAACGUUCCCUAUUCCAAUCGUCAAUCCCACCCUUAAUUUCAAACCGCACCACAGAUAAUACUUCUCAUUAGCCCCAAACUCCAUCAGAAGUUGCACCACCAAAUCAUUAAUCCCCUUAAUUCCUACUUCCUUAAUUAACUAAAUCAACUUUUUAAUACAACGACGCAACUCCAAUAAUUGCAGAUGAGAGGAUGAGAAGUGGUAUAGUUUAAACACCAGAUCAUCGGACGGUCUUGAUUGGCCCCGACAUUUAAGUUGCCAGAUUUCCCAAAUCUUGAUCCAAAGAUUUGCCUAAUCUAGUUUAAAAUUCUGCCGUUUCCAAAACUGUCUCUAAUCUCUUUCCUUGGUAGAUUUCCCCGUACCCUUAAAUACUAUUAAUACUUCGUUCUUAAGCUCCCUCCAUCUUCUCCUCUCUUCCCCUCUCCAAAUUUCUGUCUCCUUCUACCACGUUUCUCAUGCCCCCAUCGCCCGCGAGCGGCGACUACGAGCUCCGCCACUGGAGGGUGGUGAAGAAACCCUCCCUCCGGCGGCCGGCGAUCACGAUGGCGCCGCUCGACCUGAACGGCGGCGGCGACUUCGAGCUACAUAACUGGAGCAGGGCGGACACCGGCUACACCAGCCUCCGCGACAUCCUCGCCUCCUCUCCCUCCUCCUCCUCCGCCUCCUACGGCCUCCUCUCCCCCACCCACUCCGCCUGCCCCGGCACCCCCGGCGCCGGCGAGAUUCAGAUCAGGAACCGGCUGGUGAAGCAGGCCGCCUACGCCUACCUCCAGCCCACUCCCUCCUCGUGGGCGUCCGGUACCCCUCGCCGCCGCCACGGCCCCCUCCGGCGGCUUCUCUCCGUCCUCUCCUGCGGCGUCGCCAGCUCCUGCUUGCACUUCGUCGGCCGAUUCCUCCAGUCCAUCCGGCGAUCUCGUCGUUGACGUUGACGCUGACGGCGACAGUAACGGCAGGAGUUACACAUUUCUUUCUCUUUUCCUUUCUUUUCUUUUUUUCUUUUUAUGCUUUUUAUUAACUUUUUGUACAUUGGAAGGAUAGAGACAAAGAAAGAAUGCUAACUGAUUGGGAU
Molecule: messenger RNA, 1342 nt
Organism: Elaeis guineensis (African oil palm)
Lineage: Eukaryota; Viridiplantae; Streptophyta; Magnoliopsida; Arecales; Arecaceae
Source: RefSeq, a predicted model, not a curated record